Molecule: messenger RNA, 5389 nt
Organism: Drosophila elegans
Lineage: Eukaryota; Metazoa; Arthropoda; Insecta; Diptera; Drosophilidae
Exons: 7
Coding region: 312-3989 (1225 amino acids)
Cellular component (GO): nucleus
Source: RefSeq, a predicted model, not a curated record
UGCAACGAAAAAUUACAAUUUUAAUCAUAAAACGCGUUUUAUGCUUAAUUGAAACACCAGAAAGUGCUGCAGUACACAUUUGCCCACAGCCAGGAGUUCGCGUUAAGUACGCAGCGCCAAGAUAAAGGGGUGAAAAUUGCAUUUGAAAGUGGAAUUGUUGGUGCGAAGAAAAAUUUUUUGCAGCAAAAAAUUCCCAGGUCAAGUAACGUAACAAGAGCCGAAACAGAUAACACAACAAAAGAACACGAGCAGCAGCAGCAGGAAGUGCCGAAAGAAAAGGAAACAAAAGCGGCAACGGCUUCACAUUGGACAUGUCAUGUCAGCAAGCCUCCAAAUUCCAUUCAGCCACCGCAACAGCCACAUUAGCCAAGAGCACAGCCACCAGGAGGAUUGCCACAACUGCAACUGCAUCAGCAACAGCAACAGCUACUGCAGCAGCAACAGCAAUAACCAUAGCAACAGCCACAGCAGCGGCCACAACAGCAGCAACGCUGACGCCAGUGGAGAGUAUUGCCGGCAAGACGACGUCCGAGGACUCGGAUCCCUAUGCCUUCACAGAGACUGUGGCCGUCCUUCCGCCCGUUUUAUUCAAAGCACAGAAACCGAGAGCCCGCCUAAGCGACAGCAAUAGAGGCAGCAACAAGAGGCAGACGGCAGCAACAGCUGCGGCCAGCAGAAAUGCGAAUCUGGAGGCAAAGGCGCAGGCGUCUUUCUGGAACACAACCACAACGAAUUUCCAUCAUGUCACGCAAUCUCAGAGACAGUCAGCAUUGUCGCCCGCGUUGCAGUUGCAGUUGCCGCUGCAAUCCCAGUCGCAAUCGCAGCCCUCGCCGAAACGGGCCACCAACGUGUGUAUUGUACGCCCGCAGCAGCAGCAGCAGGACAAAGUAGCCAACUCGGAGUCCUGCCAGCCGCCGGCAGCACCGCCCCCGCUCUACGCUCACACUCCGUCGCUGUGGCAGACGCCGUUGCUGCUGGAAAACAUCCAGAAGCAACAGCUUCUCCAGCAGCAACAUCAGCAGCAGCAGCAGCAACAGCAGCAGCAAACCGUUGCCAUUGCGCUGGUCAGCCCGCCCACAUCGCCCGCCUCAUUACCUUCGCCCACUCUGCCGCCCGCCACCGCUGCAGUGACGGCCAUGGUGGCUCCGAUCUCCGUGUCGCCCAAGGGUGGAUUACCUUUGCCGCCAUCAAAAUUCCAUUAUAACACACUGGCGCAACAUUUGCAAAAGGUUGAAUGCUUAAAGAAAAAGAAAACCUUGCCGCUGGCCUGCCAAAAUAACAACAACAACAACAACAAUAACAACACCAAGUUGCUGAACAACAACAAUGUGUUAGAGUCGCUUAAUAAACCGGUGUUGCAGGGCACGAACUACAAUCAGACACAGCCGCCACCGCUGAUGGUUUUUAAUACGGGUACAGUUGCAGUUCCCGUCCAGACUCCCCAGAUUGCUGCUCCACAGAAACAUUCCACCGGCAACAGCGUGGAUGACAGCGAUCUCAACGAGAUACCCGUCAACGUUAUCUUCCGAAAGCCACCAGUGGCGGGAGAAGCGGCGGCGGCUACAGCUGGAGGUUCAGGAGCCGCAGUCGGAACUGAGCCAGGAGCGCAACAAUCUCGAGGAGCGGGUGUGAAACUGGUGACUCCUCUGACGCCGCCCACUCCGCCAGAGAUGCCGGCACCCCCAUUGCUAGCGCACUUGCAACCGAAGAUUCCCACAUCAUGUGUUCCAGCUUUGACACCCAGCUUCAAAGUGAUGCCGCCAGCAGUUCUCAGCACCAAGUUGGCUCCACCGGCUGCCCCAAGCUCAAAGCUCCCGCUUCCGGUAGCAGCAGCUUCAACGAACUCUCUGGAGAUUGCAGCAAAAGCUGUUUUAGCCACAACAACCUCAUCAGCACCCGCAUUAGCCAAGAAAACUGAACAAAUGUCUUCCAAAGUGGCCAAUACCAAUGCCGCCGUUCGUCAGGCGUCCGCAGCUUCAAACGGCGGCAGAAGAGGCAUCACUUGCAUUAACAACAAUAGAAACAACGGCAUCGCAGCAAAGAAAUCGCCCCCAACUUCCAUGCCGCCUCCCCAGGAACCGACUCCCUUGCCAGCCUUAAACAAGGCGGAUUCGGCUCAUCGCCAGCGUCGCCGCAAGCCCGCCUCCAAACGCAGCUCGGCAACUUUGAGUGAGAAAGAAAUCUUUCCGGAGGACUCGCCCUACUGCCUGCAACAGCACUGGCUAAACUCUGGCUCCAAGGAUCACGCCUUGGACUCGCCUCUGUCGCAGAGCAAUCGGCGUGAGGAGCGGAUUGCGGUCCGUAAAGGAGUCUUGAGGCGGCAGGCAUUGCAGCUGCUGUCCACUAGAUCGCUGCAGGAGCUGCCCAUGCGAGCGGCGAAGCAGCGGCUGCAGUGCGUCCAGAACAUGCUUAUCAAGUACCAGGACCAUGCCGGUCAGCAGCAGGGAAUUGGAAUUGGCAACCGAUGCCUGGUGUCCAGCUGCAAGCAGCCCACGCUUAGCAUGGCGGCACACUGUGAGCGCCACAUCGUGAACAACGGCACGCAGCAGCUUUUCCAGCCCUGCGUGGCAUGGCGAAUGGAUGGAACCGCCUGCAAGGCUCCCGUCUUCGAUUUGAAGCACACACUGGCCCUGUGCAAGGAACACAGUCACCUGCGUUCCGGAAUGGAUGCAGCCCGCCCGGCACCGAAGCAGGCGGCUGCCAGUUUACCUGUUGCAGGAGUGGUCACGAAUGCGCCCACGCUAAGUGUGCCUGUAAAGCAGCAGCGCAAGCGUAAGGCGAACACAAAUCCCGUGUCUCGUCCGCAGAAGCGUGGCAGAAAACCGGCGAACGAGCAAAAUGUCACCCAGGUCAACAGCCAGAUGAACACUCUGCCGGUGAUUCCGUCGGCGGGAAUGCAGCGCAAGAGCAGCACCACCUCGCUGGAGUCCAUUGCCAGCAACUCGCACUCGUCGGCCACCUCGCACUCCCAGCUGCCCUACACGCCUGCAAAUGUAUCCGUUGCGGUUCCCGCCGUUCAGAACUUGCCCCAGCUGUCCAUUCCGCCAGCGCUGGCUCCACUCAGCGGUGAUUUUCAGCCCAAGCAGCUGCUUGAGCCGCUCUUGGUGCCCAAGUUGGAGGUGGAUUCGUUGUUUAAAUUCGAGACCGAGCAGCCGCAGCAGCAACACUUGGAUCCGGGUCUUAAUUUGUUGUCCAAUGCCAAUAUCAAAGCAGAGGAGAUUAGCCAAAUAGUCGCCCAGUUGGCAGCUGCCAGUGGCGACUUGCCCCAGCACAACAAUAACAACUGUAGCAAUCACAACAACAACAACAACAACAAUAGUGUGCACUUUAACAAUAAUAAUAAUAUGAACUAUAGCAACCACAACAACAAUAACAAUAACAAUAACCAGCACAGUUUCCCCUCAUUCAACACGGCCUUUGGCAACGCCAUGGGCCAGCCAACAAACACAAUCACGCACAAUGGCCACGCAGCUCCCGCUGUCCUGGCCAACACGGCGGAUCUGCUCGGCCAGGACAUGUUCGGCAUUUGCGAGAACAGCUCGGCGUACGCCAGUUCCGAGGACACCGGCCUGGGCGGACUCAGCGAGUCGGAGCUGAUAGGCGCUAACGAUGCUGAUGACAUAGCAUUGAAUGGAGCGCACUUGCUGGAGGAGCACGAUCUGGUAAAUGUGUUCGACACGCUGCCGGACGAUGCCUUCAACGAGCUGUUCCAAUCCGUGCAACAAGCCGAGUGCGAGGCCAUGGACCGGGCACUGGAGAUCGCCGAUAAGAACCUCAAGUGUCUGCAGCAGACGAUCGGCGGCUCGGCGGACAGCGCCUUUCUUAACGAUUUCCUGGACGUGGGCGACGAUCUGCUGGCCGAUGCCGUGAUGCACUCACCGAACACGUCCGGCAUCGAUGCCGCCACACUGUUCGUGGACAGCAGCAGCGGUGGCGGCAAUAGCAGCAGCAACGGCGCCUCCGACAUCCGGGGCUUGGUGCAGACCUAAUUCCGGCAUCAGGUCGGAUCUAGGGCCUACAGAGUUCACUGAAAGAGAUUUUGCAAUCUAAAUUUCCCUUUCACUUUCGGGCAGCUUUCGCUAAGAGUUUCGGUAUUUUCUUUUUGGCAAUUUUUCACCUGCGAUUCUGGUUCGGCACAAUCUUCUAUAUGCUGCUAAUAUAUAGUUAUGCAUUAAUGUGAAAAACCUAAAAAAAAAAAUUACAAAAAUUACAAAAAUUUGAAAAAAAUGUCCAAAAAUAUUUAAUUCAAGUAAAAGAAACAACAAUAAGAAGUAAAUGUAUAUGUUACGAUACACAGAAACAUAAAUAUGUAAAUUCGCGGGAAACUGUUGCAUUACAUUACUCUAAACGUAACUUAAAUUGUUAGUGAACCAACAAAGGAUUGUAGAGAGCAGCUUUAUUAUACAUAUAAACGAAAAACGAUAGAAAUACACCAGAGCAAACAGAAAAAAUGAAACCGAAAUAGUAGGAAAUCUAGCAACAAAUUUGAAUUCUGAAUUAAAUGCACGAACGCGAUACAUUGAAGAGUUCGUUAACCUAAGUAAGCUUAGAAUUUGAUUAAACAUUUUGUGAGCGCAUUUACAACAAGCACACCUUACACUCAAACCAGAAUUGCAAUCAGUUUUGAGAAAACAAGAGAAGCAGAAGAAUUUUUGUUUGGCUUGUUCCUGGUUUGCACAUAACACUAACACUAAUACACACACACCAACACCUACACACACACAUACAACGUACAAGGGACUAGUUUGAAACCGCGAAUCGUAUUACUAAAUAUAUAUACAACUAUAUAUACUUAUAUAUAAAAUAUAACUAUAUAUACAUAAUACUACUUAAAUAUAUCUGUACACAUACGUUUAAGUGUAAGCUUUAAUUUAAACCAACCCACAAACAAAGAAGAGAAAAAUCAACAACAAAAAAAUCAACAGAAUGUAAAAGUGUAUACUUGAUUUAAUUUUAAGCUCUUUUAUUUAGCCAUUGCGCUAUGGCCGGAAACUUUGUUCGAUUUUAAUUUAGCCUAAAACAUUUUAAAAGCAAAAUUAGGCUGACCGACAACUUUUGAGUUUUUACCUUGCGUUUGUCUAUCUAGAUUCUGUAAAUUAACAAAUAUUAAAUAGAAUAUAAAUGAAAUGUAAUUUUCUUUAGUCUAGUGACAAACAAACACAUAUAAACCGAGAUAUAUUUAUACAACAAAACACAAAACAAGCAAGAAAACUGUUACGCUUUAAAAUACGAUAUAUACCACUCCCUGGAGCCCGAUCCCAAAAUCAACGCCCACUAAAAAGUUCAGACCCCAACCAUUCCAUUCCCAUCCAUUGUAAGUUUUCAUUUCUCAUCUGUCACCUGGCAUCUAAGCAAGUAUUAAAUGAAUUAAAAACGUUUAAUAACACUA